Molecule: messenger RNA, 1649 nt
Organism: Dunckerocampus dactyliophorus (ringed pipefish)
Lineage: Eukaryota; Metazoa; Chordata; Actinopteri; Syngnathiformes; Syngnathidae
Gene: eno1b
Product: enolase 1b, (alpha)
Exons: 12
Coding region: 158-1462 (434 amino acids)
Biological process (GO): glycolytic process
Cellular component (GO): phosphopyruvate hydratase complex
Molecular function (GO): magnesium ion binding; phosphopyruvate hydratase activity
Source: RefSeq, a predicted model, not a curated record
UGCAUUGAAAGAGUCAUGUGACUAAUCAGAUGAGGAAAGGUAAUCCAAUUAGGAGAGGAGCAGCGUGCUCGUUAGGACUCCUAAGCUUCAAGCAGGGUCAGGAUAUUUGUGUGCGCAAGCUUCAAGCAGGAGAGAGUAAAUAAGAGAGUGCUUCACCAUGUCCAUUGUCAAAAUUCACGCUCGAGAGAUCUUCGACUCCCGUGGGAACCCCACAGUGGAGGUUGACCUGUGCACGGCUAAAGGCCUGUUCAGGGCAGCUGUGCCAAGCGGGGCAUCCACUGGCAUCUAUGAAGCCUUGGAACUGCGGGACAAUGACAAGUCUCGCUAUCUUGGCAAAGGAGUCUCCCAGGCUGUGGAGCACAUCAACUCAUCUAUUGCACCUGCACUUGUUGGCCAAGACGCGUCUGUGGUCGAGCAAGAGAGAAUCGACCAGAUGAUGAUCGACAUGGACGGCACAGAGAACAAAUCCAAGUUUGGUGCUAACGCCAUUCUGGGCGUGUCACUGGCGGUUUGCAAGGCCGGCGCCGCAGAGAAAGGGGUCCCUCUGUAUCGUCACAUCGCUGACCUUGCAGGAAACCCCAAAGUCAUCUUGCCUGUGCCGGCCUUCAAUGUGAUCAACGGCGGCUCCCAUGCCGGCAACAAGCUUGCCAUGCAGGAGUUCAUGAUCCUUCCGGUUGGCGCUAGCACCUUCAGGGAGGCCAUGCGCAUCGGAGCCGAAGUCUACCACAAUCUGAAAAAUGUCAUCAAGAAGAAGUACGGCCAGGACGCCACCAAUGUGGGCGACGAAGGCGGCUUUGCCCCCAACAUCCUGGAGAACCAGGAAGCACUGGAGCUGAUCAAGGAGGCCAUUGCCAAGGCGGGGUACACAGACGAGGUGGUGAUCGGCAUGGAUGUGGCUGCGUCCGAAUUCUGCAGGGAGGGAAAAUACGACCUUGACUUCAAGUCUCCCGACGAUCCAUCUCGCUACAUCGCUCCUGAGGAGCUGGCUGAGCUCUACAAGAGCUUUGUUAAGGAUUAUCCAGUGGUGUCCAUCGAGGACCCCUUCGACCAGGACGACUGGGCGGCGUGGAGCGACUUCACUGCCACCACCGACAUCCAGGUGGUCGGAGAUGACCUCACCGUGACCAACCCCGCUCGCAUCUGCAAGGCUGUGGAGGAGAAGGCCUGCAACUGUCUGCUGCUCAAAGUCAACCAGAUCGGCACCGUUACCGAAUCGCUGCGAGCGUGCAAGAUGGCGCAGGAGAGCGGCUGGGGAGUGAUGGUGAGCCAUCGUUCUGGAGAGACAGAAGACACCUUCAUUGCAGAUUUGGUGGUUGGCCUGUGCACUGGACAGAUCAAGACUGGGGCACCUUGUCGCUCGGAGCGUCUGGCCAAAUACAAUCAGAUUCUCAGAAUUGAAGAGGAGCUGGGAGACGAGGCUUGUUUUGCUGGGAAAAACUUCAGGCAGCCCCUGGCAGAGUAAAUGUACUCCAAGUGACGCUUAAACUCACGUCAGCCUAAUCGAUAAAGACUAGCUAGAAGCAUCUGUAAAUAAAGCUGGAUGUUGUUUUUUUUUUAUGUGAAGUCAAUGAUUAGUUAUUCACAGCUUCUAAUUACAAGCGCGGCUGCUUUGGAGAUCUAGUCAAUAAAAGACAAUUGCUCAGUGGCAA